GCGAGGGGCUGGUGCGCGAGUGGCUGCCAGGCGAUAGGCGAUUUCGCAGUGAAUGUGACAAGGCUAGGAGCUAACCAACAGCGGACUGCGGUCUGCUCCGUCGCCAUCCGUCCGAUGGAGCGGGCCCGCCGGCUGAAGAUCAGGGAGCUCGGCGCGGAGCUCACCUGCUACCUCUGCAACGGCUACUUCGUGGACGCCUUCACCGUAGUGGAGUGCCUCCACUCGUUUUGCAAAUCAUGCAUCAUGAACCACGUGAAAAAGACGUGCGCCUGCCCAAGAUGCGGGACGUUGCUCAACCAGGCCCGACUGACCGUGGCUCUCAGGCCUGACCAGACUCUGCAGUCUGUGGUGUACAAACUGGUGCCGCGCCUCUUCAAUGACGAGAUGCAGCGGCGGAGAGAGUUCUACGCUCACCACCCUCAGAGAGAUCGCAGCCUGUCGCCGGAGAGGCGUGGUGACGUCAGCUCCCAGCAGUUUGUGUACACGCUCACCGACCCCAUCAGCUUCAGCCUCGAGUACUACAGGUCGGUUGACGAGGAGACCGCACUGCCUCCAAAACGGUUCUUUCAAGCGCCGGCCGGCCUCAGCGUGGGUCACCUGCGGAAGCUGCUGACCAUGAAGCACGGCCUGGCCACAUCAACCCAGAUUGAUAUUCUCUACGGUGGAGACAUCUUGUCUGAAGAGCUCAUUAUCAUGGACGUCGCCUACAUGCACAAUUGGGACCGAACAGCGCCGAUGCGCUUCUUCUAUCGCUACCUCACGAAACGGCCGGCCGACGCGAGCGCGCCCGUCGCCUCGCCCAGCAAGCGACGGCGGCCGGAGCUAGCGCAGGCUGCGGAGCCGGAGUCGUGCCCGAUGGACACCGGCUCCGGCGACAGCGACAAGGAGAACGUCGAGAACGACGCGCGCGCCGCGGCGCCUCCGGACGCAACGCUGCCGGGCGCCGGCGCGGCGCGGACAACCGUGAAGCCGGGGGAAGCCGAAGCCCCGGGGCAGUCAGCCUGA
Molecule: messenger RNA, 1005 nt
Organism: Pollicipes pollicipes
Lineage: Eukaryota; Metazoa; Arthropoda; Thecostraca; Pollicipedomorpha; Pollicipedidae
Product: polycomb complex protein BMI-1
Exons: 9
Coding region: 115-1005 (296 amino acids)
Biological process (GO): negative regulation of transcription by RNA polymerase II
Cellular component (GO): PRC1 complex
Molecular function (GO): metal ion binding; promoter-specific chromatin binding
Source: RefSeq, a predicted model, not a curated record